Messenger RNA from Musca vetustissima, 1671 nucleotides. Its product is annotated as apyrase-like. Bases 1 to 1671 code for a protein of 556 amino acids. The transcript is spliced from 8 exons. Lineage: Eukaryota; Metazoa; Arthropoda; Insecta; Diptera; Muscidae. Gene Ontology annotation, biological process: AMP catabolic process. The record is from RefSeq and is a predicted model, not a curated record. Gene Ontology annotation, cellular component: plasma membrane. Gene Ontology annotation, molecular function: nucleotide binding; metal ion binding; 5'-nucleotidase activity.
AUGAUUUAUCGUAAUAGCUGUUCUGUGUUUUCCUCACUCUUCUUGUUGGCUGUCGUGGGCCUGAGUAAAGCCCAGGUGAAUCGAAAUGAAUUAUUUCCUUUAUCUAUAAUUCACAUCAAUGAUUUUCAUGCAAGAUUUGAACCUACCGAUACGACUGGCGGUAAUUGUGAUGCCGAUGAGAUUUGUAUUGGUGGCUAUGCUCGCACAGUGUUUACGGUGAAAAAGCUACUUGAGGAGCAAAAGGAAAAUAAUGCUGUGUACUUUAAUGCCGGUGAUAGUUUCCAGGGUACUUUGUGGUAUAAUAUUGGUCGCUGGAAUGUUACCAGUCAAUUUUUGAAUAUGUUGCCAGCUGAUGCUAUGACUUUGGGUAAUCAUGAAUUCGAUCAUGGUGUUGAGGGUGUGGUGCCAUUUAUUCAAUCCUUAGAAAGUCCCAUGUUGGUGGCCAAUAUGGAUGCCACCAAUGAACCUUCAUUGCAGGGAACCUAUCAAAACUCUACGAUUAUUGUGAGAAAUGGUCGGAAAAUUGGUGUUAUUGGUGUGAUUUUGGAAACAACCUAUGAUCUUGCCAACACCGGUAAUUUGAUAUUCCGCAAUGAAAGUGACACCAUAGUUGAGGAGGCCCAAAAACUAAAGGCCGAGGGGGCGAACAUUAUUAUUGUCAUCUCUCACUGCGGUUAUGAUGUGGAUAAAUUGAUUGCCGAAAAUGCCGGUUCGGAGGUUGAUGUGAUUGUCGGUUCUCAUUCUCACACGUUUUUGUAUACUGGUGACACACCUCCGGGUCCUGACAAGCCACGUGGUGAUUAUCCCACACAAGUUACCCAUGCUUCCGGUCAUCGUGUUUUAAUUGUCCAGGCCGGAGCCUACGCCAAAUAUGUUGGUAAUUUGACAGUGUUCUUUGACAACAAUGGUGAUAUUGUGGACUUUGAAGGGGCGCCACUUUAUAUGGGACCUGAUGUACCUGAAGAUCCCGAGGUUGUUGAAGCCAUGAAACCCUGGCGGGAAAUUGUUGAUGCCCAAGGAAAGGUUGUCGUUGGAGAAACCGUGGUGGACCUUCUGAAAGCUCCUUGCAGUUAUCAGGAAUGUAACCUGGGUAACUAUUUCACAGAUGCCAUGGUUCAUGCGUUUUUGAAUUUGGCACCCUAUGAAAAACCAGAGUGGACAACCGUACCCAUUGGUUUGGUCAAUACUGGAGCCUUGAGAGUUCCUCUCUACAAAGGAAACCUCACCUACUCCCACAUUGUUACAAUGUCACCAUUUGAAAACAUCUUAACAGCCUUCGAUUUGCCUGGGGAUAAACUUUUGGAAGCCCUGGAAUUUGCUGUUAGUAACAUUGAUUACGACAAUGGUGUUACCAGUUCCCACAUUUUCCUACAAGCUUCGGGUCUGAAGAUUACCUAUGACUUCAAGAAACCUGUAAAUCAACGUGUUGUCAAUUUAAAAGUUCGUUGUUCCUCUUGUUCGGUGCCGAAGUAUGAACCAUUUAAUGCCACGGCCACAUAUCGUAUUGUGGCGCCCAAUUUCUUACAGGAUGGUGGUGAUGGUUUCCAUAUGUUCCGUGACUAUGGUACCAAUGUCCAACCCUACAUCACCGAUUUGGAUGCCUUGUUGGGUUACACAGAAAAUGUCACACCCAUUUACAGCGGCAUUGAAGGUCGCAUUAAGGUUGUGUAA